AUGGACGCAGAGAUGAAUACGCCUUCAUCGGCAGCUACAGCGGGACGGGCUCGCCCAGUCCCACUGGACGUAAAGAAUACCAUCGACAGGAGCAGCAGCAACAACAACAAGACAUACAUGCAGCAGUACUACCAGCAGUUCAAAGACAAGAUCAAGGCCCACAACACAGAGAGGAUACCGUGCGCCAUCUGCGGCAAGUUGAUCUCGCGGCACUUGAUGAGGAAGCACGAGAGCCCUCCAAGGCUUCUUCACCUUAUUGUGUACCUGGGAUGA
This is a messenger RNA of Acytostelium subglobosum LB1, 273 nucleotides long. RefSeq lists its product as hypothetical. The record is from RefSeq and is a predicted model, not a curated record. The transcript has a single exon. The coding region runs from base 1 to 273 and encodes 90 amino acids. Lineage: Eukaryota; Evosea; Eumycetozoa; Acytosteliales; Acytosteliaceae.